AUGGGCGGUGACGAUUUAGCUAAGAAUAUUGGACGGUAUAUUUUAAAAGGUGGUGAGGAUGCUGAUAUGGAUGUUGACGUUGAUGUUGAUACUGAUAUGGAUAUGGAUAUCGAUAUCGAUAGUUUCGGGAUUACUAAAUUUGACUAUAGAAAAAUAUUCGAUAAUAAUCAGAAUGUGAGCUAUCGAGAGAUUUUAGAUAAAAUGUUUGAAAUUACGAAUGUAUUGGACUUAGAUAUGGAUCAUAUAAGAUCACAUUAUAGAGAUCAUUCGAAUGAGUGGAAAGAAUUAUUCAUAUUCUUUUGUGUUAUGCCGUUUACCGAAUAUGAAUUCCAGGGUGAUGAUGGAGAUUUACUAAAUCCUGAUACGCUCCGUAGUACUAGUACGAGCGAGGCAACAGAAAACAAUCUAAUUGGUACUUUUGCAGAUAUUGAAUUUGAAUCAUUCAAGCAGGAAAUUCCCGAAGCCAGACUUGCAACUAAUUUGCAGACUAUAUUGAAAACAGACAUAUUCUCAGGAAAGUUUAGUCAAGAUGAAAGCAAAAAUAUAAUUACGAAAUUGCUUGGAGUUUGCUUUAAACUAGACUAUAAAAUUGUGACGGGCAUUGGAUCGAAUGCUGAAAGUACAUACAAAAACAAUUUUAUGAACUAUUUAUUCAGACCCAUAUGCGAAUACACUGCAUCGAUGCUUCGUUUUGAACCACAAGUAGAAGAAGUAAAUGCCAUCGGUCAGGCUGGAGUUCAAACUAGAGUACCGCAUCAAUCCAAAGAUUUAUUCUACUCUUAUCCCGAUAUGGUAGCAUAUGCUGAAAAAGUACAUUACCAGUCUCUAGCUUUAGUUGAAGUCAAAAAAUUACCUAUUUUGAUCUCUAGAAAAAUAUUGGACUUUACAGAUGUAAAAACGAAGAAAUUCAUCAAGCAAGUAGUGGCUGAAAUGUUUUCUAAUCACACAGACAAAGGCAUGCUAACAGAUUCAUACACAACGAUACUAAUUGAAAUGGAUAUCGAGAGAUCUUUGGACAUAAUCGAGCAGAAUGCCGAAUGGAAUGAUGGCAAGCCCAUAGCUCUAAACCAUAAAGUUUUAAAUUGCCAUUCAUCAGGUCUUACUUUAAGGGGUGGGCUCAUUUCAUACAUAUAUGAAGCUUUUGCCGUGAGUGAGACCCGACUAGAUGAAAUUAAGAGAGGAUUGAAUGAGAUUUAUAGGUUUAUCCGCAAGACAGAUGAAGAGUAUUUGUCAUAUUUGGAUGAAAUAGCAUUAAAUAUUGAGGUACCGUUUAGGGAUUAUUGUAUUAAUGCAAUUGAACAUCAUGUAGUAAAAGAUAGAAGACGGCAUAUUUCUGCUAUUGAAAUUGCACUCGGAAGCUUUGACGAAAUCGACGUUCAAUGUGGAUUUACUUUCAAUUCUCAACUUUUCAAGGUGAACAAGGAAGAUAUAGAGGCUUUUUUUAUAAAACCUUUCGAUGGUGACCAAUUCAUUGUAAAGGUCUUCGACCCCAUCAAAGCGAAAAGGGAUCAUAAGAAUUAUAGGACUGAACGAACAGAUACCUACGACACUUGUCGCAAGGCCUAUCUGUGCGAGAAACUGGCAUAUGAGAUUCUAUCAGAUGAAGAGUUGUUCAAUAACGUUUAUGUUGACCAAAAAUAUGUAUUUGGUAAAUUCAAUAUAGGUGAACAUUAUCAUGCGCUAGGGCCAUUUAUCAUAUUAAAAUAUAUAGAGCCCGAAAAAGGAAAAUAUAAAGAGUCUGAAAAAGGAGAACAUAAUCGAUUGCCCAAAGAUAGACGGACAUAUGAGAAGGCCGAAGAGCAAUUGAAAAUCAUUCAUAGUUGUAGAAUACUUCAUGGAGAUAUUUGUGAACGGAAUAUUCUUUAUUCACAAGGCAAUGUCUAUUUUAUUGAUUUUGGGUAUUCAGAUUAUAAUAUUGUUGAGAAAGGUUCCAGACCAGUAACUGCUGACCCAAAGAGUAUGAAUAAUGAACACCGAAAAUUAUGUAGAGUGUUUAAUCAGGAAAUUCCAAAGCAGUAUGAAGAUGAUGAAUGA
This is a messenger RNA of Debaryomyces hansenii CBS767, 2034 nucleotides long. RefSeq names its product DEHA2D09240p. Gene Ontology annotation, biological process: protein phosphorylation. The record is from RefSeq and is a predicted model, not a curated record. Bases 1 to 2034 code for a protein of 677 amino acids. NCBI's taxonomy places the organism in Eukaryota, Fungi, Ascomycota, Pichiomycetes, Serinales, Debaryomycetaceae. The transcript has a single exon. Gene Ontology annotation, molecular function: protein kinase activity; ATP binding.